Drosophila yakuba is the source of this 1807-nucleotide messenger RNA. Its product is annotated as esterase B1. The coding region runs from base 58 to 1683 and encodes 541 amino acids. The transcript has 4 exons. Lineage: Eukaryota; Metazoa; Arthropoda; Insecta; Diptera; Drosophilidae. The record is from RefSeq and is a predicted model, not a curated record.
GCUAGUCACUCCACAGAUUUCCACACAGUCAAAGUUUAGAGUUACUCGAGAUCGGACAUGUCUUUCGAAAAAAGUGAAACUUCCCCCGUGGUCCAGACCACACAUGGAAAAGUGCAGGGAACGCGGUUGAAGGGUCUUUAUGACAAUGAAUUCUAUGUUUUUGAUGGCAUCCCAUAUGCUGCUCCUCCACUUGGAUCUCUUCGCUUUAAAGAGCCAAAAGAGCUGCAACCGUGGACAGGGACUCGAGAUUGCUCCAAGCCAGCUAGCAAGUGCUUGCAAUUGGCAUCAUUAACAAAAAUGGUUGAGGGUUCAGAGGAUUGUCUCUACUUAAAUAUAACAGUGAAGACGCUGCAAAGCGAGAAACCCUUACCCCUUAUGGUUUAUAUCCAUGGUGGGCAAUUUCUUCGCGGAGAUGCUUCGAGACAAACUUGGGGUCCGGACUAUUUUAUGGAAGAGAAUGUCAUUCACGUAAGCAUUGGAUAUCGCAGUGGACCUUUCGGAUUUCUCAGCUUUGCUGAUCCCUCGCUGGAUAUUCCUGGAAAUGCUGCUCUUAAGGAUAUUAUUAUGGCCCUUCGAUGGAUAAAGGCUAAUGCAACUAAUUUUAAUGGUGACCCCGAUAACAUUACCAUUUUUGGCCACAGCUCGGGCAGCGUGUUGGUUCAUAUGCUGCUGGCCAGUCCACAAGCAGAAGGACUCUUCCAUAAGGCAAUCCUUAUGGCGGGUUUUUUUAUGGAGCUUAACCCUCUGCCACAUUUGGAGUUCCGUUUGGCGAAGCGUUUGGGCUACGAGGGAAAUAAUGUCGAUAGCCAGGUUUUGGAGUUCCUGUUGAAGGCUGAUCCGCAACUGCUCGUUUCUGGUGAUGUUUUUAGCCCAGAGGAGAAGGCAGAAGGUAUCAAUUUAUCGUUUAAACCCACCGUAGAGAAGUAUGCAACUCCCAAUGCUGUUUUAUUGGCGGAGCCCAAAGAAAUGCUGCGAAACAGUUGGAGCAACCGCAUUCCCAUCAUUUUGGGCGCUAAUACUGAUGAGGGCCUACUCAGUAUAGUUGGUUUUAAAACUGAUCCUAGUGUCUUGCAGGGGUUCCGGGAAAACCCAGAGAAAGUACUUCCCUUUGGUCUUAAGAUCACCUGCAACUCCGCUGAAAAGCGUGAAAUGGGUCUCAAAAUGCUUGAGUAUUUCUGUCAGGCGAAUGGUAAACAACUAAGCUUAUAUCAUUUCGAUGCUAUAAAAGAUAUUUUCACCCACCAUACCUUUCACUCGCUAUACCGAAUGAUCCAAUCCAGACUGGCUUACGCUCAGGCACCGACUUAUUUCUACCGCUUCGACUUUGAUUCGCCGGACUUUAACUUGUACCGGAAUCGCUUUUGGGGAAAGGAGCAGCGUGGAGUCAAUCACGUGGAUGAGCUGGGCUACAUAUAUGUCAUGCCAGACACUUUUAAAUUGGACAAAUCCCGACCAGAGUUUACCACUAUUUGCCGAAUGGUAUCAAUGUUUGUGCAUUUCGCCGCCACCUCAGAUCCCAAUUCACCGCUUACAAAACCUCUUGUGGAUUGGAAGCCCGUAAGCUCGGGACCUGCGCGUAUGGUCCUCAACAUCGGCGAGCAACUGGAGUUUAUUUCGCAUAACAUGCCUAAACUAGAGCUCUAUGACCAACUAUUAGAACAGGCUGGAGUGUCCCUUAUUUAGUCUUUAUAAAACAAUCCUUUCACAAGUUUGUUAUGGAACCUUAAAUUGAGCAGGCCAAAGUUAGGAUACGAUGGCAUGCCUCUUAAUAAAUGGUUAGCCUAUGGUGCUAAUAAUAAAACACUUA